GACACAAUUAUAAAACAAAAUCAGUAUGCAUGUAAUGUAGCAUAUGAUAGAAUAAACAAUUGGUAACUGUUAAUAUUAAUAAAUCAUUAAAAGAGUAACAAAGGUUUUGAAGUUAUAGUGGAAAGAUAAAAAAGUUUUAAAAGAUUAAAAAUAUUAAAGUAAAAUUCAGAAAGUCAUAUCACGGUGGAUGAUCGAGUGAGUGGUGGGAGAAGUAAUAGUUCCCCCUCAGCUGGACAGAACCGCGGUACAUUAUGCCGCUAUGGUGGAAUCAGUCACUGGUGGGACGUGGGUGGUGACGAGUCGUAACUGUCUUUUGAUUUUGAUUUUUUUUAUUUUCGUUCUAUUGUGAUUGUUACCAUCGUGCUUUUCAGUGUUAUCAAGUUUAUUCUUCAUGUAGUACAAUAUUUCUACCAUAAAAAUAGUGACUGGCGUGACACGUGAAUUUAUCAAAACCCAUACACAUGUGAUUGUAGUGAAAAUUUCGUAUAUAACUCACAAAUUUCUCUUCAUUUGUGUCAACAUAAAAUUGUUGCAUAAUUUUUAAAUAAUUCAUCACUAUCAGUUUGCAAAAUUUGAACUUCAGUUCUGUUCAUUUAUUAAAUUGUCGUGUAAUAAUUAACUAAGUUACGCAAGCUUUUUAUCUAAAUAAUUGUGUACGAUAAGUGUUAUAAAUUGACAGUAAUUCAUAAAUGUAAAAAAUUCAUGUAGUGUACAUAUAUUUAUAUGAAGAAAAAGAGAACAAGAGCCCGUGAAAAAUGUUUUUUACAAGGUUAAAGAUAAUAUUUUGUAAUAAAAAUAAUCAAACUAUUUAAUAUUGAAAAAUUUUUUCAUAAUCGGGAAAUAUUUUAUACAUAAACAAGAUAAAUAUAAUAAAUAAACCUGAAAAUCCUAUAAAGUCUCAAUAUUUACAUUGGCAAUAACUUUGUUUUCACAAAAGAGACUUGACUCAAGAUUUCAAAAGUAGAAUAUCACAAAUAAUUCAGUAAACUCUCACUUGAUAUGAAUCACAGCUAUCAAGUGAUGUUGAGUUGAAAUCUAAAAUAAAUAAAUAAACAAAUGAAUUUCUAUAGUGAAGAAAGGUGUGCAGUGGUUCUACUUGGAAUAAGUAAUAAGUGUCAGUGAUAAAACAGGAGUUAUAGGAGUGACUAGUCUAGUGGAUUAAAUUGAAGAAGAAGUUAAUUAAAAACUAUCAAAAUAGAGUACCCGAGUGAUAUGUACGGGGGUGGAUCAGGGAGUACAGACUAUGGGGUAGGCCUAGGGCCCGGUCCCUCACAUUAUGUCCCCCCACCACCCAGCCACAUUACUUACCAAUUGGGAACAGCACCACCACUGGUUGGAAGCUUGCCGCUUGGAGCUGGUGGGCCUCCUCCCGGAAGUCAGCUACUGUCUUACGGACAAACCUUAUCACCACAUCACGUACAACAACCGCAAAAUGACUCGCCAAAGUCUAACAGACGGAGAUCUGAUGAGGAUGACCCUAGCGGAGGAAAGUACCGGAGAAUCGAAGACGACAAUUUGCAGGACAAGGAGAGAUUUGCUAGCAGCAGAGAAAAUCAUUGCGAAAUCGAGCGUCGAAGGAGGAAUAAGAUGACGGCCUAUAUUACUGAACUCUCUGACAUGGUACCAACAUGCUCAACGUUAGCUCGAAAACCAGACAAGCUUACUAUACUAAGGAUGGCAGUUGCUCAUAUGAAAGCACUUAGAGGUACGGGUAACACAAGUGCGGAUGGUACUUAUAAACCAUCCUUUUUAACUGAUCAAGAACUCAAGCAUUUAAUUCUUGAAGCUGCUGAUGGCUUUCUCUUCGUUGUUAGCUGUGACACUGGCAGGAUCAUUUAUGUUUCUGAUUCAGUUGCGCCAGUUCUCAAUUACACACAGAGUGAAUGGUAUGGUUCAAGUUUGUAUUCUCAAGUUCAUCCCGAUGACACGGAAAAGGUUCGUGAACAAUUAAGUGCUGCUGAACCUCAACAAUCUGGAAGAAUACUCGAUCUCAAGUCUGGAACUGUUAAAAGAGAAGGACACCAAACUUCAGUAAGACUCAGUAUGGGUUCAAGAAGAGGCUUUAUAUGUCGUAUGAAGGUUGGUAGCCUUCAGACCUCCGGUGACAUGGCUGCUUCGCAAGGGCUACAUCGUUUAAAGCAAAGAAAUUCACUAGGGCCACCAGGGAGAGACGGUCAAAAUUACGCCGUUGUUCACUGCACGGGGUAUAUCAAAAAUUGGCCCCCCAGCGGUGAGUUUGGUGAUUUUGUUACUCCAUGUGUACCAGGUGUGGGUUUAGGUGAAAGAGGUGUUCAACCUGGAUCAGACGCUGUGGUAGCUGAAGAUGGAAAUACUCAUUGCUGCCUUGUUGCCAUUGGACGACUGCAAGUCACCAGUACACCAAACACGAGUGAUUUAGCUGGUUCCAAUAGUAAUAAUGAAUUUAUUUCACGCCAUUCCGCCGAAGGUAAAUUUACAUUUGUAGAUCAAAGGGUUGGUGGUAUAUUAGGCUACACACCAUCAGAACUUCUGGGCCAUCAGUGUUAUGAAUUUUUUCAUCAGGAAGAUUUACCACACAUGCGAGAAAGCUUUGAUCAAGUUCUGAAACUCAAAGGACAAGUAAUAUCAGCGGUUUACCGAUUUCGUGCUAAAAAUCGUGAUUGGGUGUGGCUUAGAACAUCAGCAUUUGCUUUCCUCAAUCCAUGUUCACAAGAAGUAGAAUAUAUUGUCUGUACAAAUACAACUGCAAAAUCACUUCAUCCUGGAGCAGAAACACAAACAGAAAGCGAGACAAUAACUCCGUAUGGACAACAUAGUUUGGAUUAUUCAUUACAGCGACAUCAUUCUAGAGAAUCAAUGUACCCUACACACCAUAUGAUGCAGCAUCCGGCAGCAGUAGCGACUGCUGGUCCACAGCAACCUCGACCUGCUAGCACUCAAAAUGUAUAUCAAGGCUAUGAAUCAACUCAAUCACCCAUUGCUUACGGCUCACCUAAUCAACAAAAUACAUCAACGACAGUAUUGAAUAGAAUGCAAAAACCUACUGCUAAUACUUCACCUACGCCGGUUCAACAAGGGUGGAAUAUUGGUCGACAACAACCGGUAACCGAAGGUUAUCAAUAUAAUCAAUUAAGUCCUUCAAGAUCACCUAGUGGCCCUACUUAUACACAAUUGAGUAGUGGAGCUAGAACACCAGCAACCCAAUAUCACUCAGCUACAACAGUGCCUAAUAAUCCAAGUAUGUGGACUUGGCAAGGUCAACAACAUCAAACUCAACCGCAAGAUGGAGGCCAACCAAAUGCUCAGGUCGCCGGUCCACCUCAAGCUACUCAUGGUCCUCAGGGUGCCACCGGACCCCAACCUCAAGAAUUAUCAGACAUGUUACAAAUGCUUCAAGAACAAAGUGGACCUACUGGGUUCGAAGAGCUUAAUAUGUUUAAUACAAAUUUUGAGUAGCAGUAAUGAAGAUUUAUUGAUAAAGACUUUAAAUUGUUCUAUUCUAUGGAAUAUCGUUAGCAUUAAAUCUAAACGUCUUUUCCUUUUCGGGAGACAUUCCUUAAAAGUAAAUAAGCUCCCGUAUUAAUACACCAAAAGGUUUGUAAUUAGCUUUUAAAGAAUUGUCUUUGCUAAUUAAUAUGACGGGACUAGAUACUUUAUAGAAACACAAUCAGCUGAAUGAAUUCAAAAUGCGCACAUUUAUAUUCCGUCUUUCAUAAAAGCAAAGACGUAUAAAUAUAUAUAAAAAUGCAUAUAAAUAUAAAUAUGAUUUUAAAAGAAUUUUUAAAAUGACAAUGACGCGCAAAUGAAAUUGAAUAUUACUGAUGAUAUUACGAAUUCGAAUGCAUUCACUUUUGAAUGAAUUAUUUUUUAUUAGAAAAAAGUAAUUAUGUACGUAAAUUUACAUGAUAUUUUAUCAUGUAAUGUUGUCAUUAGUUAUUAAUUGAACUAAUAAUAAGUUAGUACCGAUCAUCCAUUUUUUAAAGUUAUACUCUACUAGUAAUCAAAAAUUUUUCAUUUAGUAUUAAAUUAUUUAAAUAAUUGCAUACUAUGGAAUAAUUGAAUAAUAUCAUUUGAUAUUAACGCAUUAACAUUUUUAUUAUUAUUAUUAUUUUUUAGCAUCAGAACUACGUAAUCGUAACUUUUAAUUAAAGCUUGAUGAUAGUUAUCGUACGACAUUAGCCUAAAAUUACUGUUAAUGAGUCCUUUGUAAUUAUUACAGUGCAAUUUUACUUUGAGAAAAAAUUUACAGAAAAUCGUUCAGAUACAAGAAUGUACAAAAUUAUAUAACUGACACACUUUGCUUGUCUAUGGGACACCGUUUUUAGAUACUUAUAAGAAAACAAAAUAUAGAUAAUGUUACCGCCUGCAAAAAUAAGUGAUCACUUGUGAUUUGUUGUAUUUGUACAUGUAUAACAAUUUUUCAGAUACAAUGAAAAUGAUGAAACUAGCAUAUCAUUAUGGAAAAAAUAAGAAAAUUAGAAAGAAAAAUUUUUCACCAA
Messenger RNA from Chelonus insularis, 4478 nucleotides. RefSeq names its product Aryl hydrocarbon receptor nuclear translocator homolog tgo (gene tgo). The record is from RefSeq and is a predicted model, not a curated record. Gene Ontology annotation, biological process: regulation of transcription by RNA polymerase II. The transcript has 11 exons. Gene Ontology annotation, cellular component: aryl hydrocarbon receptor complex; transcription regulator complex; nucleus. Lineage: Eukaryota; Metazoa; Arthropoda; Insecta; Hymenoptera; Braconidae. Gene Ontology annotation, molecular function: DNA-binding transcription factor activity, RNA polymerase II-specific; protein dimerization activity; RNA polymerase II cis-regulatory region sequence-specific DNA binding. Bases 1213 to 3435 code for a protein of 740 amino acids.